This is a messenger RNA of Bombyx mandarina (wild silkworm), 4660 nucleotides long. It is a transcript of the gene tim, whose product is annotated as timeless. Gene Ontology annotation, cellular component: replication fork protection complex. NCBI's taxonomy places the organism in Eukaryota, Metazoa, Arthropoda, Insecta, Lepidoptera, Bombycidae. The record is from RefSeq and is a predicted model, not a curated record. Gene Ontology annotation, biological process: entrainment of circadian clock; DNA replication checkpoint signaling; DNA repair. Gene Ontology annotation, molecular function: DNA binding.
UACGUAGUACGUACGUCAAGCCGACUCAAGCCUGCCCUCAGGUGCACGUGCGUCGUACACGCGACUACGUGAGCGUGACCUACUAUUGGUUCGUCGAAUAACGUUGUUUGUAGUCACGUGGGCUACUGUCGUAUAUUUCGUUUGUAAUUUGUUUUGUAUCCACAUCCACAAGGAACAGUGCGAACCUUACCCAACGAAGGAGAAAUACGUAAUUAAAGCGUUCAGUGGUUAAAGUGUCUGUUUCGUUUGGGGUUUUCGUUCAUAUAGUUUUCCUAGUUAACAUUACUAACUAAAAUAACUUGUGUGAAAUAAAAUUUAAAAUAAUUAUGGGAUAAAGUGUAAUAAACAUAUUUACGAACAAAAUGGAAUGGGUUUUAAGAAGUCCACAAAUCCACAGCAGUUUCGGGAAUCUUGGUUUCCUACAUGCUGAUGGAUAUCACGUAAACGAGAAUUGCAACAAUGUCCUGGAAUCUAUUUUACACAAUAUUUUAAGUGAAGACGAGUAUUUGCGAACGUAUCGUAGAAGCAUCAGUUUUGGGCAGAAUGUCAAGAAGGACCUUAUACCACUUUUAAUCCAUACUAAAGAUGAUAAAACUAUUGAAUUAUUAAUAAGGAUACUAGUUAAUUUGACUAUUCCUAUCGAAUGUUUGCUUUCUGUUGAUGAAAUCUCCAAAAAUGAUUUCGGACGUCAUACUAUAUUCGAAAUAAACAAUUUACUUGCAACAACGAAAAUGGCAUUUACAGAUCAACGAGCAACUAAAGUUGUAAUAGAUUUUUUAAAAAAGAAUUUUGAUCUUGAACAAAAGACAAUGUUAACCAUUGAGCAAUGUACAAAUAUAAGUAACAGCCUACUUUUGCUGAGAAAUAUAUUACACAUACCAGAGAAAACUCCCACUCAGAGUCCAACUUUCAACGGGCCUGUUCACUCGAUCCAAAACCAAAUCAUAUGGAAUAUCUUUAGCCAAAGUAUCGACAAAGUCCUCAUUAAGUUGAUGAUAAUUCCUGAUGCGGCAAAAUGGGCGGUUACAAUGAUUCAAUUCAUAGCCUUGCUUUAUAAAAAUCAACAUGCUGUGACAUUACACAAACUCCUCAAUUUAUGGUUAGAGUCAUCUUUGUCAGAAAGCUCUGAGGAUAACGAGAGCAAUACCUCUCCGCCGGAUCGUGGAAGUGAUGACUCCUCACCGAUAUUGACGUCAGAUCCCACGUCCGAUUCGUCAGACACAGGGGGCAGCGGUAAGAGCAACGAUGAACCAAAUUCAGUGAAUAACGGAUGGGAUGCUUCUUCUGUUAAUAACACUAGUGAGAACGGAAGCCAGACCUCUCAGACGCACAAUGAUUCUGAGUCACCAAGGAAAAAUGCGGAAAAUAUUGCAGAGGGCUCCAUGAAAGAUGUAAAUGAAGCGAAAUCGGUAACGUUUUCAGAGAGUAACACGGAAGCGACUAAAGAUGUGCCAGCAGGUGAAGACAAAAUGAAAGCGGUCAUAUCGGAAAAUUCCGAUUGCGGUUACGGUACUCAAAUUGAAAACCAGGAGUCCGUUUCAACGUCCAGUAACGAUGACGAACUACCCUCUGAGAAGCCGGUUCACCAGAAACCGCAUAAUCCAAAACAACGGGUCAACACCAAAUCUCGUAGCGGGGUAACGGUGCAAGAACGGAAACGUAAAAAAAUUGUCAAAAGAGGAAAAUCUAACAUAAUCAACGUACAAGGGCUGUCUCAUAAAACUCCAACUGACGACGACAUAUCUAACAUCUUGAAAGAGUUUACUGUCGAUUUCUUAUUGAAAGGCUACAACGUCCUUGUUCAAACACUUCACAGUCAGAUACUCACGAAUUUACAACUGGAAAUCGAUACGUCGCAUUUCUUUUGGUUGGUCACGUACUUCUUGAAGUUCGCUACGCAGAUAGAGCUGGAUCUAGAACAUCUCUGCUCGGUCUUGUCAUUCGACAUCGUCUCAUACUUGACCGCCGAGGGCGUCAACUUGUGCGAACAAUUCGAGCUGGCCGUCAAGUUAGACGGUAAUGGUCUCAAGCCGUGCAUGAGGAGGCUCCAUUUGGUUGUAACAGCGAUAAGAGAAUUGGUUCAAGCAAUCGAAGUGUACAAAAAGAUAUCGUUCAUACGCAAAGACGACAGGGAGGCGCUCAUAAAAUUGCAAAUCAAAAUGUGCGAAACCGAUGAGCUGAGAUCUCUGAUGGUGUUGUUGCUCCGCACUUACAAUCCUAAGUAUCACACCAAACAAUAUUUACAGGAUAUAAUAGUAACGAAUCAUAUUUUACUAUUGUUCUUAGACAAUGUGAUGAAGAUGACCGAAUACAAUGGCACGACUAAUAUGGUGGACCAUAUAAAACAAUUCGCUACGCCCGAAAUAAUGUACCAAUACGGGUUGCUGCUAGAGGAUUACGCCAGUAACGGAGAGUUUGUGAACGACUGUAUCUUCACGGUAAUGCACCACGCGGGAGGCGAACUAGAAAGCCUGAUAACAUUGUUCCAACCUAAGAUACUUAAGACGUUCACUUCGAUUUGGAAAUCGGAAUUCGAAAUUUGCGAUGAUUGGUCCGAUCUCAUCGAAUACGUGAUCAAUACGUUUAUAAAGAAGCCGCACACGUUACAAACCAUGGCUGACAUUAGGCUUGACACGGAGAACUUUGACGACGAAAUAGUUUCGAAGCCUGUCACGACGCCGGAAGAUGUCGCUGGUCCGCGCACUAACGAUAUAGCCAAGAAGAAUAACACAAUUAGUAACGCCAGUAACGCAUCUGUGGAAACGUGGACAGAAGACGAACUAAGCUCAUUGAAUUGGAACUACAUGCAAUGUAAUUCUCUAUCCGAUGUUAUCGGCGAGAUUGUGAAGUUGUUCAAAGAUUACGGAACUUUUAAAUCUAGACAAUCUAUUAUCACACAGCUGUAUAAACAGAACAUUAUUGAUAAAGAUAAAUUUGAGACGUUUUUGAACGCCGAAAAACAGUGGAACACCAGAACUGUAGAGCUAAACAAGGAGACGAGAGACGACGAGAUCGGCAAACUAUGCGAGCAGCUGGCGAACGACGGGAAGUCUAACUUCCUAGAUUGGGUACAGAAAGUACUUUUGGAUACCUGCUGCGCUAAAAUAUAUAUCCAGAAGAAAUCGGCCACUAAAUUCCUGGCCGACCAAGCUGACUGCAAGCUACUCAAUUUUGAAUUGUUCAAGAAGAAAUCGGACUUUCCGUCUUUGUCGCCAGUGUCCUGCCAUUCAUUGCUGUUCAACCAAUCUGUUCCAUUGGUGCCGUGGAACUGCAGACAAGCCAGUAUCUGCAAAGACUUGAAGUUUCUGCAGCUUUUACACAAGCUCGGCUUCCACAUGCCCGUCGAUUCCGGGAAAGUGUUUAUAAGAAUUCCUCAUUUUUGGACAGCGGAUUUUCUUUUCGAGGUCGCCGGAAAGAUAGCGCCCAUCGAUAAAAAAACGCUGAAAUUCAAUAUAGACGACCUACAGAAUAGUAUGACGCACGAGAAAUAUCGAAAUCUUAUAGUUUUAACUACGAAUUAUACUAAAGAUAUUACUAUGGUGGAAACCUCUGAUAAUAUUUAUCAAGUGCACAAACAAAAGCAUCUCGCCACAAUGGUCAACUUUACGCCUAUGCCUGGCACUUCAUUCGGUACGCAAAGAGAUGACGAAAGACGCAACUGGUUGGAGGUGGUUAAAAAGUCGCAAGAAUAUAAGAUUACAUUGAAUUUAGGAAGGUUAGUGGGGGAGGAAGACGACAUACAGCCUGAUGUAGUGAUGAAGUUGCCGUCGAGCGAGCCGUCGGAGUCGCUCCCCGCGCCGCCCAUCAGUGGGAACAUCACCGACACAGAGUACUACAACAACAGCGUAUGCGAAACAGCUUCGGUGGCGUCCGAUCUCACUCGAAUGUACGUUUCGGAUGAAGACGAGAAACCGGAAGUGGUACUACGGCCUGUCCAUGAGGUCAACAACUUGGCUGAAUCCAGUGACUCCGGCAACUUAAAACGUCCGCGUGUACAAUUUGCGCCCAAUUUCUGAUUCCAUACGUAGUGGAUAAGUAGCUGUCGAAACGAUAGUGUUUAAGUUUACCUCAAUAAAUCUUAAUAAAAUAUACCUAAUAUUAAUUUUAUCGUAAUUAAAAUAACUAUCUAUUUUGAAAAAAAAAAAAAAAUAUCUAUGUAUGAAAUAUAUAUUCCAAAUGUGUUGUAGUUAGUGCAACUUCAACGUGUUUAUUACAUUAUUAUUAAAACAGAUUAGCUUUUGUGUUUAAACCAAUGCAUUUUGAUAGUACGUAGGUACAAUUUUAUAUAAUAAUAUAAUAAUAUGUAUUCUAUUAAAAAAAAAAAAACAUUGUUGUUGUACACUUUUCCACCUACCAUUUACUCUUGAUUUUGGUUUACUUGGAGCUCACCUCAUGUACGAAUUUAACUCAUCUCGUGUACAGAACACUUACACAGUUCUUUUCUGAUGUUUUUCUGUGCACUCUAAAGUAUAAUUAAAUAAGAAUUUCUAUACGUUGUAACUCGUGACUAUGCGAACACACAGCUAUAAGGGAAGUUUCAAUAGAUUUAAUAAUAGUUUAUUUUUUUAUAAUUUGUUGUGUUGUGUUAGACCUUUAAACGUAGUGUAAACAAAUAGUUUUGAUAGAAUUGCAUUAAUCGAAAUAAAAAUAUACCUCUGAA